CUCCAAAAGUUUUUUCUCCAUUUAUACCCCCUAUGGUAUAAUACCCUGGGUACUUGGCUUUCGCCUCCCUCAAAUCUCCAUGAGAAUCAGCAGCAUCCCCAAAAUGGGAAUCCGCGCGCCUUACUGACCUCUUUCUCUCUCUUACAUGGCCGCAAGGCCCUCGGCCUCCUCCAUUUUCCACCGCUUAAAUCGAUUCUCCUCUUCCUUUCUCUCUCCUCCGCAUUCCACACAUUUCCCCUCUCCUCCGCAUUCCGGCCAUUGUCACUUUUCCGGCGGUGGUCGCCAUAAUAAAAUAAAGUGUGCAGUCGGAGUCCCUCCUCUCCCCCUCUGUCCUAACCCUAAACCUAAAGAACACAACAACAACAACGUUCAUUUGAGGCCUGAAAAUCUGGCUCAAAAGAUCGGGAAAUCGAUAAGGAGGCCAGGCGCCACCUCCAAAGCUAGGGUUUAUGCCGAUGUUAAUGUGUUGAGACCCAAAGAGUAUUGGGACUAUGAGUCCCUCACUGUUCAAUGGGGGGAGCAGGAUGAUUAUGAGGUCGUUCGCAAAGUGGGAAGGGGAAAAUACAGUGAGGUCUUCGAAGGAGUCCACUGUACAAACAAUGAGCGCUGCAUAAUCAAGAUUCUUAAGCCUGUGAAGAAGAAGAAGAUCAAGAGGGAGAUAAAGAUUUUGCAAAAUCUUUGUGGUGGGCCAAACGUUGUGAAAUUGCUUGAUAUUGUUAGAGAUCAGCAAUCAAAGACACCGAGUUUAAUAUUUGAAUGUGUCAACAACACUGAUUUCAAAGUUCUUUAUCCCACUCUAACAGAUUAUGAUACAAGAUACUACAUCUAUGAGCUGCUAAAGGCAUUAGACUAUUGUCACUCUCAAGGAAUAAUGCAUCGGGAUGUGAAGCCCCACAAUGUCAUGAUUGAUCAUGAACAGCGUAAGCUUCGUCUUAUUGAUUGGGGCCUUGCAGAGUUUUAUCAUCCAGGAAAAGAAUAUAAUGUACGGGUUGCUUCAAGAUACUUCAAGGGCCCAGAGCUUCUAGUUGAUUUACAAGAUUAUGAUUAUUCUCUGGAUCUUUGGAGCCUUGGCUGUAUGUUUGCAGGAAUGAUAUUCCGUAAGGAGCCAUUCUUCUAUGGGCAUGACAAUUAUGAUCAGCUAGUCAAAAUAGCAAAGGUACUCGGCACUGAUGAAUUGAAUUCAUAUCUUAGCAAAUAUCGCCUGGAGCUGGAUCCACACCUUGAAGCCCUCGUUGGGAGGCACAGCAGGAAAGCAUGGACGAAAUUCACUAAUACAGACAAUCAACACUUGGCAAAUCCUGAGGCUAUUGACUUUUUGGAUAAGUUGCUUCGUUAUGACCACCAAGAAAGGCCGACUGCAAAAGAAGCAAUGGCUCAUCCCUAUUUCUAUCCAAUAAGGAAUGCUGAGAACAACAGAAAUCGCACCCAGUAAAUGAACGGCAUUGCAGCAUUCUUCUUGCCUGUUUAAUUUGUUUGUGUAAUAUCUACACAAACUUGUUUGUUGUUUAAUGAAUAUGGGUUUUUUACCCAUGAAGUGGGAAAUUUAGUGUUCUUUGUGGAUCAAUUUUCUUUAUUGUUGUGUAAUUGCAUUUUGAGAUGAUUGAUUUAACUAUUAUCCAAAUGCGCCUUUGACAGCCUUUGUGUUA
Molecule: messenger RNA, 1646 nt
Organism: Amborella trichopoda
Lineage: Eukaryota; Viridiplantae; Streptophyta; Magnoliopsida; Amborellales; Amborellaceae
Product: casein kinase II subunit alpha
Biological process (GO): regulation of cell cycle; peptidyl-serine phosphorylation; peptidyl-threonine phosphorylation
Cellular component (GO): nucleus; protein kinase CK2 complex; cytosol
Molecular function (GO): protein serine/threonine kinase activity; ATP binding
Source: RefSeq, a predicted model, not a curated record